AUGGAAAGGAAGAUGCAUUGUGCGCCUCAACCAAAAGGUAAUGAUAGUCCAAAAGUUUCAGAAGCGGGAAAGAAUUCCAAAUCAACAACGUAUCAGCAACAAGACAAAGUUACAUCUCUAGAAGUCACAAAACAUUCUCAAGGAUCUUCUGUUUCAAAGAUCAACUCUGAUAGUAGGUGUGCAAUCCUUACAUUCCUUAGUGUUGAGCCUGAUGGAACCUGGAGAAUUCUUGCCGUUCCAGUGCAGUGUCUCAAUCACAUUAACCUAGCUUCUGGAAUUAAUAUGGAUGGUCUGCAACUUCUUUUCCCUCCACCAGCUCCUCUUAACCGGUCGAAGAACGAUCAAUGCAAGGGGAGUAGAAGACAGGUGCCUCUGAGUGCUUAUACGGCCAAAUCAUAUGAAAGAAGUUUUACCGGUUCAAAUAACGUUCGUCGUAGAUGUCAAAAUAAAGUAGCUAACAAAGCUUGUAAACUGAAAGAACUUCCUGCAGAUUCUUGUGCGCAAAGUUCGGUAGUUAGUAGUAGCCCUAGCUCGUCACCUCAUAGUUCUGCUUCUGUUAUUUCAUCCGAUAAGUGGAUGAGUAACACCAAUGAAGAUAAGUCUCUGAAGAAAGCCUCGAGAAAAAGAGCCAGAAAGAAACAGAUAAAGAACCAAUCAAGUGAAAGUGGAUCUAAUGAUAGAGAAGUUCGUACGGAGGAAUACGGGUGUGCAAGUUUGACUUCCGAAACCUGCAGCAGCAAUGAUGUGGAUACAACUGCCCCAGAAUUUUCGUCUUCCGACGAUAGGUUCAAGAAAAAUGAUUAUGAAAGGAAUGAGAUGAAUGACAAAGUCAAUGUUAUGGAUGCACCGAAACGCUGUGACCCUUGUAUCGAGGAGACAGUGAUGUCAAAAGCUGAAUCAAAGGGUCAGCUUCACGAUAGAGAAACAAAGGAUUCUCAAGAGGUUGAGCUAUGUGGUUUUAAUGAUGUACAAGACUCUUUAGUGUUAGAUGCAGUUUCGAUUGGUUCCAAAAGCGAUGAAAGUGUCCAUGGUGGUCAUAUAGGAAAACAGUCCAACAAGGCAAGUUGUGGAGACGAGUAUUUUCUCGGUCAAGGCUUAAAGAAUGGUUUUCGCAGUAACUCUGAACAUAAUGAGGAAAUGAAGAAUGGUGGUCAAAAUUGCAUUGUAAAUGAUAAGAGAGUUCAGCAUAAGAGAACAAUAUCGAAGAGUUCAAGUUUCAACAAAUUCACAGGCGUUGGCAGUUUGAACGGCCGAACGGGGAAGGAAAACAGCCAUUCUGUAUGGCAAAAGGUUCAGAAGAACAGUUCGAGUGAAUGUGGUGGUGGCGGCGGUGAUUUGAAGAAAGUAAGCACACCUUCGUCACAAUUCAUUUCCACUACUGACAAGGAUACUUCAGCUAUCAAAAACUGUAAUUCUGUUGGCGCAAAUGUCGUUUCAGGAGGAGAGGUUAAAAAACAAUCGAAAAAUAAAGCCAGUCGGAAAUCGAAAGGGAAAACAACAGACUUGGUUUUGAAAAAAGGACCCUGCAAUUAUUCUCGGAAGGGUUCCAAUUAUAACAGGACCGUGUUAAACGAUAACGUGAAGAGUAGUAUUCAACCGAAUGAUUCUUCAAAUAUCUCAUCUCAGGAAAUUAAUCAACAAGGAACGAUUAUGGAGUUUCAGACCAAUGGAGUUAAACAAGAGUCAUCUGAACCGGUGGAAUCCAAUAUCCAGAAUAUUUCACAGGAAACGAAGAAUGAAAGUAUAGACAUUCAGUCUCAAGUUUCUUGUUCUGAUGAGCAAUCUCAAGUUUCCUCCUGUAAUCUUUUAGAUGAUCAAAUUGGUGAAACAUUGAAAGUAGUUUCUUCUGCUGAUUACAAUGCACAAAACCACAGUUCUGGAUCUUCACAAUGGAAAUGGAUACCAGUUGGGAAAAAAGAUACUGGAAUGACCAAAUCUGAGUCAGAAUAUUCUGAUGAACCAACUAGUAAAAAUUCCGAAUUGGAAAACAGUCUCAAACCCAAAACUGAUUCAUUUUCUCAAAAUCAGUAUUCUUCACCACAUGAUAUUACAUGCAUUGAUCAGAUCGAUGGCGAGAAUCAUAGACUCAAUGAGGAGAUUUCAGGUAGACUGGCCGAGCAUAGGGACAAACAAGAAGUGGCUAAUCACAUGAUUUAUGAAUGUGAGAAUCAAUAUAUGUUUGAAAACGAAUCGUUUAGAAUUGCUCAAGCCGUGAAUGACACCUUUAGGGUUCAAUUAGCUUGUGAAGUAGUACAUAAGGCGACUGGUGGACCGAUUGCAGAGUUUGAAAGACUACUUCAUUUUUGCAGUCCUGUUAUUUGUCGAUCACUUGAUUCACUCAGUUGUUUGACGUGUUCUCAAAACUAUUCUGUUGGUUCUUCGCUGUGCCGACAUGAGGUUCCUGAAGUAUCUUUGGGGUGCUUGUGGGAGUGGUAUGAGAAACAUGGUAGCUAUGGAUUAGAAAUAAGGGCUUGGGAUUAUGAAAAUCCAAAGACAUUCGGUGGUGUUGGUCAUUUUCCAUUUCGUGCCUAUUUUGUCCCUUCUUUAUCAGCGGUUCAGCUGUUUAAGAAUCGUGAGAACCCAUGCGUGAAGAACAAUGCAAGCUUUCCUAAUUGUAAGGUUUCUGAAGACUCCUUUAGGACGCCUAUCAAUAAUGGUUCGAAUCCAUAUACCGACUCUACUAGUUCUGGCGAUUUAGAACUUCUUUUUGAAUAUUUUGAAUGCGAACAACCUCAACAAAGACGACCUCUAUAUGAAAGGAUACAGGAGCUGAUUAAAGGUAACGUGCCAUUCCAAUCCAAAACUUAUGGGGACGCAACUAAACUGGAUUCAAUAAUCCUGCAAGAUCUUCAUCCUAGAUCUUGGUACUCAGUUGCAUGGUAUCCUAUUUACCGUAUACCCGAUGGCAACUUUCGUGCAUCUUUUCUGACUUACCAUUCACUUGGACAUUUGGUUCGUAGAAGUUCAAAUUCUGAUUCGCCAACUCUAGAUUCUUGCGUGGUUUCUCCAGUUGUAGGUCUUCAAAGUUACAAUGCACAGGGUGAAUGCUGGUUCGAGCUGAAUCAUUCUGCAUUGGCAGCGGAAAUGCUAGGCAUAAACCCUUCAAUAUUUCUUAAAGAGCGAUUGAGAACACUUGAAGAAACAGCGGCUCUUAUGGCAAGAGCCGUUGUAAACAAAGGGGACCGAGUCAGCACAAACAAACAUCCGGAUUAUGAGUUUUUUCUGUCUAGGCGGCGAUAUUGA
This is a messenger RNA of Lathyrus sativus (Indian pea), 3243 nucleotides long. NCBI's taxonomy places the organism in Eukaryota, Viridiplantae, Streptophyta, Magnoliopsida, Fabales, Fabaceae. The record is from the annotation of a GenBank genome assembly.